This is a messenger RNA of Aspergillus mulundensis, 861 nucleotides long. Its product is annotated as putative plasma membrane sensor transducer. The record is from RefSeq and is a predicted model, not a curated record. Bases 1 to 861 code for a protein of 286 amino acids. NCBI's taxonomy places the organism in Eukaryota, Fungi, Ascomycota, Eurotiomycetes, Eurotiales, Aspergillaceae. The transcript has 2 exons.
AUGAAGUCGCUCACAUUAUCCUCAGUCUUCGCGACUGCCGCUCUCCUUCUCGCCGGAAGCUCGCCGGCUGCCGCUCAACAACAGACGUAUGUCGGCUGCUUCUCCAGCUCGACGCCCCUGGAAGACCAGGGGGCCUACACGUACCAGAGUAACGGAUACUGCAUGAACCUCUGCUACGGGAAAAACAAGGCCGUCUUCGGAUUGUAUAACGGAAACCACUGUCUCUGUGGUGAUGAGAUCCCAGCCAAGGCGGAUAAGGAAGAUAAUGAUGAUGAAUGCAACAAGUCUUGUGCCGCCUGGCCCAUCGUCAUGUGUGGUGGAUCCGACGCCUACUCAAUUUACCUCACCGGUUAUAGCGACAGCGUCGCAUAUUAUUCAGAUAGCUCCACCUCGACCACCUCCUCCUCAAACAGUAGCAGCACUUCCACAACUAGCGGCGGAAACUCAACGACGACAAACGCGAACGGUAGUGUUGCUACCACCGCGACUGUGAGCGCGGGGGGAGACUCGGAAUCGGUCACUAGCACAGCAUCGGCAGACACCGACUCCUCGGGGAAAAAGGACGGACCCAAUACUGCUGCUAUUGCUGCUGGUGUGGUUAUCGGUGUGGUGGGAUUGGCUGCUUUGGUAGGUGCUGGCUUCUUCCUCUGGCGCUUCAAGAAGCGCCACCCCGCUGAUCAGCGGAUGCGCGAAAUGAGCAACGUUGAGCAGUUCGGCAAACCCAUGUCGCAAGACUCGAUGUCCGACACUCGUUUUGACGGUGAUUUUAUGGCCCAAAGGCGCCAGAGCAAUGGUAGCAUCGAUGAUGACCGAGAUUUCUCCCGCCGGAUCCUGCAAGUCACGAACCCCGACCGGCACUAA